Ochotona curzoniae (black-lipped pika) is the source of this 3885-nucleotide messenger RNA. RefSeq names its product fibulin 2 (gene FBLN2). The coding region runs from base 1 to 3627 and encodes 1208 amino acids. The record is from RefSeq and is a predicted model, not a curated record. Gene Ontology annotation, cellular component: extracellular region; extracellular matrix. NCBI's taxonomy places the organism in Eukaryota, Metazoa, Chordata, Mammalia, Lagomorpha, Ochotonidae. Gene Ontology annotation, biological process: positive regulation of cell-substrate adhesion. The transcript has 17 exons. Gene Ontology annotation, molecular function: extracellular matrix binding; calcium ion binding.
AUGCUGCUCCUCUGGGAAUCUGCUGGAGCCUGGCUAACCCUAGCCAUGACCCUGGCCCUGGGCCCGGGCCGAGGUGGGGCUGUCCCGUGGCAGGACUGCACAGGGGUUGAGUGCUCGCCGCUGGAGAACUGCAUUGAGGAGGCGUUGGAGCCAGGUGCCUGCUGUGCCACAUGCGUGCAACUGGGCUGUGCCUGUGAGGGCUACCAGUACUACGACUGCGUGCAGGGCGGCUUCGUGGAUGGCCGGGUGCCUGCCGGCCAGUCUUACUUCGUGGACUUUGGCAGCACCGAGUGUUCCUGCCCACCUGGGGGUGGCAAGAUUAGCUGCCAGUUCAUGCUGUGUCCUGAGCUGCCUCCUAACUGUGUUGAGACUGUGGUGGUGGCUGAUAGCUGCCCACAGUGUGGCCAGGUGGGCUGUGUGCAUGCUGGCCAUAAGUACGCCGCUGGCCACACUGUCCACUUGCCACCCUGCCGGGCCUGCCACUGUCCUGACACUGGCGGCGAGCUCAUCUGCUACCAGCUCCCGGGUUGCCAGGGCAACUUCUCGGACACAGAGGAGGGUGACCCUGAGCGACACUAUGAAGACCCCUAUAGCUACGACCAGGAGGUGGCUGAGGCAGAAGCAGCAGGCACCCUGGCCAGGGAGGUCCAGGCAGGUGCAGGGGUUCCCCCUGCUGCUCUGGAAGGCGGAAGUCAUCCCCUGUCCACCCUGAAAGCCAGCCCCUGGCCAGUUGCCCUCCCCAGGCCCACGGCAGCCACUGCCCUAGGGCCCCCAGCCCCUGUACAGGCCAAAGCCAGAAGAGUGACAGAGGACAGCAAAGAGGAAGAGAAGCAGAUGGCUGGCACGAAGCAGCUCACAGCAGGUGGCCUCCAGCGGUUAGAUGCUCCGUCCACCACAGCCCCAACGGGCCCCAGUCUCCCUGUCCAGGAGGAGGAAGAGGCAGAGGCCGGGGCAAGGCCUGAAGAGAACCUCAUCCCGGAGGCUGAGGUCACCCCCGACAGUGCCAGGCCUGAGGGGGCCUUGCCCUUGCCAGCAUCAGGCACAGCUGAUCGGGUUCCCUCACCAACUGUGCCCAGCUCUCCUGAUGACCCAGUCAAGCCCAGCACCCAGCCUGUCCUGUCCACGACACCGCCUGACACAGCCCAGGUCCCACCCACCCAACGAGUGCCUGAGCACCCACAGGUUCUACCUCGUUCCCGGGCAGUGGUGGUGGCAGAGGACACAGACCCCAACUCUGUCCAUUCUGUCCCCAGAGGAGACUCUGAAGGCUCCACCAAGGACCUGAUUGAGACGUGCUGCGCAGCUGGACAGCAGUGGGCCAUUGACAAUGAUGAGUGCCUGGAGAUUCCUGAGAGUGGCCUGGAGGGUGAUGUCUGCAGGACAGCCCAGAAGCAGUGCUGUAUCUCCUACCUGAAGGAGAAGAGCUGUGUGGCUGGUGUCAUGGCGGCCAAGGAAGAAGAGGCAUGCGGGUCCGAGGACGGCGACACCUGUGGCUUCUCCCUGUACAAGCAAUGCUGUGACUGUUGUGGCCUGGGACUGCGUGUGCGGGCCGAGGGCCAGGCGUGCGAAUCCAACCCCAACCUGGGCUACCCCUGCAACCACGUCAUGCUCUCCUGCUGCGAAGGAGAGGACCCCCUCAUGGUGCCUGAGGCCCGCCGGCCCCCGGAGCCUGCGGUAGCGCCACGGAGAGUGUCGGAGGUGGAGGCGAUAAGCCGGGAGGCCCUUUCGCUGGGCACAGAGGCUGAGCUGCCCAAUAGCCUGCCGGGGGACGACCAGGACGAAUGCCUGCUGCUCCCUGGGGAGCUGUGCCAGCACCUGUGCAUCAACACUGUGGGCUCCUACCGCUGCGACUGCUUUCCUGGCUUCUCGCUGCAGGACGAUGGCCGCACAUGCCGUCCAGACGGUGAUGCCUCACAGCCGGAAUCUGUACAAGAGGCCCCCAACACCAUCCCAUUGCCCUUGCCACAGCCCAAUACCUGCAAAGACAACGGGCCUUGCAGGCAGGUGUGCAGCAUUGUUGGGGGCUCUGCCAUGUGUUCCUGCUUUGCCGGCUAUGCCAUCAUGGCGGACGGCGUCUCCUGUGAGGACCAAGACGAGUGCCUGAUGGGCGCUCACAAUUGUAACCGACGGCAGUUCUGUGUGAACACCCUGGGAUCCUUCUACUGUGUCAACCACACAGUGCUCUGUGCCGAGGGCUUUAUCCUCAACAUGCACAGGAAGUGCGUGGACAUCAAUGAGUGUGUGACUGACCUACACACGUGCAGCCGGGGCGAGCACUGCGUGAACACGGUCGGCUCCUUCCGCUGCUACAAGGCGCUCACCUGUGAGCCAGGCUAUGUGCUGGAGGACGGCGAGUGUGAGGAUGUGGACGAGUGUGCCAAGGGCACGCACAACUGCCAGGCGGGUUUCUUGUGCCAGAACACCAAGGGCUCAUUCUACUGCCAGGCACGGCAGCGUUGCAUGCAGGGAUUCCUGCAGGACCCUGAGGGCAACUGUGUGGACAUUAAUGAGUGCACCUCGCUCUCGGAGCCCUGCCGGCCUGGCUUCAGCUGCAUCAACACCGUGGGGUCCUACACGUGCCAGCGGAACCAGUUGCUCUGCAGCCGUGGUUACCACGCCAACGAGGAUGGGACCAAGUGUGUGGACGUGAACGAAUGUGAGACGGGCGUGCACCGUUGUGGCGAGGGCCAGCUAUGCCACAAUCUCCCUGGCUCCUACCGCUGUGACUGCAAAGCCGGCUUCCAGCGGGAUGCUUUUGGCCGGGCGUGCAUCGACGUGAACGAGUGCUGGGCAUCACCUGGCCGUCUGUGCCAGCACACGUGUGAGAACACAGUUGGCUCCUACCGCUGCUCCUGUGCCUCCGGCUUCCUGCUGGCUGCUGAUGGCAAACACUGUGAAGACGUGAACGAAUGUGAGGCCCAGCGCUGCAGCCAGGAGUGUGCCAACAUCUACGGCUCCUACCAGUGCUACUGUCGCCAGGGUUACCAGCUGGCCGAGGAUGGACACACCUGCAAAGACAUUGAUGAGUGUGCUCAGGGCGCCAGCAUCCUUUGCACCUUCCGCUGCCUCAAUGUGCCUGGAAGCUACCAGUGUGCAUGCCCAGAGCAGGGCUACGCCAUGACAGCCAACGGGAGGUCCUGCAAGGACCUGGACGAAUGUGCGCUGGGCACACACAACUGCUCUGAGGCUGAGACCUGUCACAACAUCCAGGGCAGCUUCCGCUGCCUGCAUCUCCAGUGUCCGCCCAACUAUGUCCGUGUCUCUGAAACGAAGUGCGAGCGCACUACGUGCCAUGACUUCGUGGAGUGCCAGAACUCACCAGCACGCAUCACAUACUACCAGCUCAACUUACAGACAGGUCUCCUGGUGCCCACCCACAUCUUCCGCAUCGGCCCAGCACCGGCUUUCACGGGGGACACCAUCUCUUUGACUAUUGUCAAGGGCAAUGAGGAGGGCUACUUUGGCACAAGUAGGCUCAAUGCCUACACGGGUGCGGUGUCACUGCAGCGGUCGGUGCUGGAGCCCCGGGACUUCGCCCUGGAUGUGGAGAUGAAGCUGUGGCGGCAGGGCUCUGUCACCACCUUCUUGGCCAAGAUGUCCAUCUUCUUUACGGCUUUCGCCAUGUGAGCCCAUGUCUUGCCCAUGCUGGCAGGUGCACCUCUGCUGCCACUCAACGCUGUGUGGGUGGGGCCGGAUUCCCGGUGGUGGUGGCUUUCUCUCUCACUCUGCAUAUGAACUUCAUUUCCCUGACUUGACUCACACUGCUGACCUUCCUGGAAUGCCGCAGGACAGAGGCUGGCGGUGGGAGACACAGCAACCCAGAGAUCCGUCCUCAAAGCUGACAUUCCACUUCUUGUUCCACUGUGAUAUUUCUUUACAUUUUUU